CCAGCCAAUCAAACGAACCCUUACAUGGGGCUGAAACUGUGCUACAUUGUCGCUGUUCAGUGUUGUCAUUUCCAAACAUGUCCAUCAUGUUUACAGCAGAUACAUUUUCUGUUUUAUUGUGAUCGUUGGUUUGCGUCACGAUGAGCAGCAUUUGCAGAGAAGUCGUCACUCUUCAGUUGGGACAUUAUUCAAACUUUGUCGGGACUCACUGGUGGAAUUUACAGGAUGCAUCUUUAUCAUACGACCCAGAGACGCCACCAGGUGAGAUCCAGAGCGAUGCCGUGUUUCGUGAAGGACAGACUCUCGGCGGGCACGUCACCUAUACACCUCGCCUCAUCGCCAUGGACCUCAAAGGAAGUCUUCGGACUCUGCGACAGGAGGGAAGUCUGUAUGAUGCCAGCAAAGAUCCCUCUGCUGUCACAUGGGAGGGGAGUCUAAUGAUGCAUAAAGAAAGUCCUCCUGCAAAGAACUCCUUUCUUGAAGAUCUGGACAAGCUGGAUAAGGGGGAGAUACUGGCUGAGGCGGAUUUUCUCUCCAGCUCACAGCCUCGCUGCUCAGUAGCAGAUUCAGUGAGCGUGGACACGGUGAACAGCCGGCUAGAUCGCAUCCAGAAGAGCUACAGGCUGGAGGGCAGCGUGAAGGUGUGGUCUGACUUUCUCAGGAUCCACCUGCAUCCUCGCACCAUCUCCGUCAUCCACCAGUACAACCACGACGGGGAGGCUCACCGUCUGGAGGCUUUUGGCCAGGGAGAAGCUCUCCUGCAGGGGUCGGUGCUCGAAGAUCUGGAGGACAAACUACACUUCUUCAUAGAGGAGUGCGAUUAUCUUCAGGGUUUCCAGGUGUUGUGCGACUUCGCCGAUGGUUUCGCUGGUUUGGGGUCAAAAGUCACAGAAAUGCUACAGGACUGUUACGGUGGGAGAGGCAUCCUAACCUGGGGGCUGGCACCUGUCAGUCACCCAAACUCAACUCCGAUGAAGGAUCUCUACCGUCUGUUAAACUGCACAUUAGGGACGGUGAACAUGGCCAGUCACAGCUCUUUCUUCUGUCCGUUGACCCUGCGUGGUGGACUGGGCAGACGACCCUCCUCUCCUGUGGCCUUUCCUCACCUAAAUUAUGAUCCCUCACUGUGGUACCACUCCAGCUCCGUCCUGGCGUUGGCCUUGGACGCGCUCACUGUGCCGUACAGGCUGAGAAACAACAGCGUCCCCAUGUGGCAGGUUGCAGAUGCACUGACCAUGUCAGGGAGAAAGGUGGUGGCUGCUUACGGUGCCGUCCCCUUUCCCAUGAUGCAUGGCGGCUCUCUCCCUGACGCCCUGAGUGCCUAUGCGGAUUCGUUGCCAUGGAAACCUCUAUCAACGUGCUCAGAACCAGGCGACGGUCGAUGCUACGGCCAGUGGGCCACACUCAAAGGCUUUGAGGGCCAGAGACUGAUCAGCUCUUUGGCUCCAGGGACGCAGCCCCCGACUCCUCUGCACAGCCUCUACAGCGGGGAAGACGUCCUGGCAUCGUACAUCAGAUCUUUCUACCCUACAGCUCCUCUGGCUCUGCAGCUGGUGUCCACUCCCAGUAAGCUGACCCCACCUUUCCCUCAGAUGUUCAGCCAGUCCCUCUGUGCUCAGGGCUUCCUGGAGAGCCAAUCCCCUCCGCCUGGCUCUCUGGCCCCCGCAGUCUCCUCUGUACCCGUUAUGACUUCCCUCCAGUCGGGGCCCGCACUCGACCCGUGGCUGUCGGAGCUGCACCGCGGCGCCAGCUCUUUCGACAUCCGCCGCGUGGCCCCAAGCUUUCUCUCCCAGGGGCCUGAAAUGGCGGACUACCAGGAGGCUCUAGAGCAGCUGCGCCUUCUGGCCCGGUGUUACCGAGAUGACAGCAGUGGUGUGAUGCGUUCUUCCUCUGAAGAGGAUGAUGAUGACUGACACUGACGGUCUCGGUCCAUGAUCUGGAGACACUAAUGUCUACUAAUCUGACAGGAAUCAGUCUGCUUUGUUUACCAGCCUGCAUGCACUCAAACACACACACACAGGCAGAUGAGAAGGAGCUGCGUCUUUCUGAAGGACCAGGACUGGAUCACGUGGUGACAGAAAGAAGUUAACGGUUUUACACCUUGUAGGUUGAAAAAUAAUAAUAAUAAUACUGAUAAAACUCUGCUGCAAAUGAGGGAAUAUUAAUAAGUUUGAGAAAGAAUUACAAAUGUAGUAUUCAUAUGAUGGAUGCAAAUGUAUGGACUGUUGUUACAUUUUCCUCAAAUGACUGUUUGUCUGUAAUUAAAUGUAUUUUAUACUAAGUGUACAUUAUAAAUGCACCGUUUUACAGAAA
Thunnus maccoyii (southern bluefin tuna) is the source of this 2313-nucleotide messenger RNA. RefSeq names its product misato mitochondrial distribution and morphology regulator 1 (gene msto1). The coding region runs from base 141 to 1913 and encodes 590 amino acids. The transcript has 14 exons. The record is from RefSeq and is a predicted model, not a curated record. Gene Ontology annotation, cellular component: cytoplasm. Lineage: Eukaryota; Metazoa; Chordata; Actinopteri; Scombriformes; Scombridae. Gene Ontology annotation, biological process: mitochondrion distribution.